Messenger RNA from Pseudogymnoascus verrucosus, 916 nucleotides. RefSeq lists its product as uncharacterized. Lineage: Eukaryota; Fungi; Ascomycota; Leotiomycetes; Thelebolales; Thelebolaceae. The record is from RefSeq and is a predicted model, not a curated record. The transcript has 4 exons. Bases 432 to 653 code for a protein of 73 amino acids.
CAAUCAUAUGCCCUUGGCAUUUAUGAAUCAUACAAAAAGUGAAAAAAGGUGAAAUCAAGUAUAAAGGCUUCGAUAUUUCCUGCCCAAAUGUGAUUACUGAAAACCAUUAUAACCUCAACCGAUUACUAUCCAAAUACAAACAACCAACAAAGAAAACUAAUCACUCUGUAUUCCCACGACCAGACCUUUUUCACUUAAAAAUGCCUCCUUUAAGCAAACAGUGUGACCCUUCUGCACGAGGCCGUCCAAGCUCCAGCGGCAGAUCGCCAACCAAACAAACGUACAAAUCUCCCCCGUGAGACUAUCCCGCCAAAUCUUUAUAAAGCUACCUACCUCCCACAUCCACGGAGAACCCACUGUCACCUUCAAACGCUGACAACCUCAACCCCACAUACCACACACAGAGCUAUUCAAACCCCACCAUAUCAAAAAUGGCGCGUUAUACCUCUCCAUACAACAAGAACACCAACGGACACUCUCCUCAGGCCAUCUGGCAGAAGGUCCGUGUUUCCCUUUUCAACGCUGACCGCGGAGAUACCGAUUCAAUCUUGAACCUCAUUCCAGCUGAGAAGGUUGUGGCAGUGAAGAAGCCAAGGUCCGUCCGCACUGGAGGAAACCCAGAUAUGUGCUUUGGUUCCUGCUGCCGAGGAUGAGAGAUGCGAGACGAUACGAUUUUUUGGUCUGCUUUUUGAGCGAUGAUUACCUAUUUGGCGCGCUGGACGAAGGUGGUUUGCUUUGCUAGGGAUGGAUACACAGCGAUGAUAGCGAGAGCGGAACUACAGCGGCAGGCGUAGGGGGAUUACGAAAUUAGACAAAGCUGAUUGCUCACUGGGUGCAGUUUUUUAUGACGGCGCCGUGCAUUUGUCUGCAAAGUCCUAUUCGCUCAUGGACAGGGCAUUGUUAACUCGUUAGAUCA